AUGCACGGUUUCGCGCUACGAAACUAUCUCUCCCUCAAAACGCUCAUCGCUAAGAUCGUCGGCUUAACUCUAACCCUUGGUGGAGGAAUGCCAGUCGGGAAAGAGGGUCCAUUUGUACAUAUGGGUGCUAUAGUUGCAUCACUUCUUAAUAAGGCAACUGCAGCAUGUCAAUAUAAUGCAUUUUUCUCAAAUGAAGGUCGACACAUGGAGAUGCUGAGCAGCGGUUGUGCUGUCGGUAUCGCUUGCACAUUCUCAGCACCGGCUGGAGGUAAGCAAAUAAAACAAAAUUUUAGAAAGCACAUCUUUCUUGGAGGUCUAUGUAGGAAAUUCUAAAU
Molecule: messenger RNA, 335 nt
Organism: Strongylus vulgaris
Lineage: Eukaryota; Metazoa; Nematoda; Chromadorea; Rhabditida; Strongylidae
Source: the annotation of a GenBank genome assembly